Messenger RNA from Lasiosphaeria miniovina, 1019 nucleotides. RefSeq lists its product as uncharacterized. The coding region runs from base 319 to 963 and encodes 214 amino acids. The transcript has a single exon. The record is from RefSeq and is a predicted model, not a curated record. NCBI's taxonomy places the organism in Eukaryota, Fungi, Ascomycota, Sordariomycetes, Sordariales, Lasiosphaeriaceae.
UUGUCCCACGCCCAGAGAACUCUGGUCUCGGGCAACAUAUAUCUCAACGGUGGACAGAGGGCGGUUGCCUUGGGCCAUGGGAAGUCCCACCCCGGACACCGAAGGACUUCAAGGCCGAAUUCUCAUUCCGAAUGUCGUGGUGUUCACCCUCCUUGCUCCCUUCCUCUCUCCAAAAGACUGCUCAUACCGAAAGCCAAAUGCCCGUGUGGGAAUUUGCACCGGCAAAAUUUUUGUCGAGCUGCCUACCCAGGUUAGAUAUUGGGCAAGAUUUGGUAUUAAACUCUCCACGGAGGCUGGGGAAACGAAGAAGGAGACGUGAUGGCGUACGAAACAUUGGACGCCGGUAGAGGGUGGAUGACCAAAAACGCGCAGCAACACGCUUACAUUUCCAGUCUUCCCUGUCUCACUGGCAUCCGCCCAGGCUCUCCCACUCGUGGGUCGUUUCGAUGCCGCUCGCUACGGCACCGGUUGUGCGGUUUGCUGCAUACAAGGGUUAAGUUGGAUAGUGACGAAGAUUGGUCGUAUAAAAAAGAACGUGAAGCGUCCAUCCCCAUGGCUUUCCCGUCCGAUUCUCAACAUGAUCAGGAGAAACCCUGCCGCCAGCGGUUAGUUCCCUGGCGGCAUUGUCUCCACAGCGAGCGAGACUUCAGCGUCAACCGAAGUGGCAUCUUCGGAGCGCCAACCAACUGCAGCUCUCGAGUGUUACGAGGCAGCAGCCCCAGAGAACCAGCCGGACGGAACUCCGGGGUCGCAAGCGUCAAGCUGCAGCCCGCACGGUUCCUGGGCCAUCGUUUGCCCUCGGAAUGCUAUCGGAUUGAGCGGUGGAGAGUUCUAGCUUUGAACCGUCGGCCGCGGCAAAGAAAAGUCGAUGGGAUAUUUGUUGAUGUUGUGCCGGUCCAGGGUAUGAAAGGAAGGGCAUUUCCUAGAAGGAUACCUCUUCGAGGUCAGAGACGAGAGCGUUAGAAAUACCUUGGGUCCCUGGUCUCGAUGCUGAUAAACUAAAUUGUGGGUGCGAUUUC